Messenger RNA from Histoplasma mississippiense, 246 nucleotides. RefSeq lists its product with no specific name. The record is from RefSeq and is a predicted model, not a curated record. The transcript has a single exon. The coding region runs from base 1 to 246 and encodes 81 amino acids. Lineage: Eukaryota; Fungi; Ascomycota; Eurotiomycetes; Onygenales; Ajellomycetaceae.
AUGAGCGCAUUAACCCGUUGGAAGUCGAACACGCUGGACCCAACCCGUUGGACGUCGAACCCGUUGGACCCAACCCGUUGGACGUCAAACCCGUUGGACGUCAAACCCGUUGGACGUCAAAUCCGUCCCAGGAGCGCAUUAACCCGUUGGACGUCAAACCCGUCCCAGGAGCGCAUUAACCCGUUGGAAGUCGAACACGCUGGACCCAACCCGUUGGACGUCAAACCCGUCCAAGGAGCGCAUUAG